Aptenodytes forsteri (emperor penguin) is the source of this 1362-nucleotide messenger RNA. It is a transcript of the gene MADCAM1, whose product is annotated as mucosal vascular addressin cell adhesion molecule 1. The transcript has 6 exons. Gene Ontology annotation, biological process: heterotypic cell-cell adhesion; leukocyte tethering or rolling; integrin-mediated signaling pathway. The record is from RefSeq and is a predicted model, not a curated record. Gene Ontology annotation, molecular function: integrin binding involved in cell-matrix adhesion. Lineage: Eukaryota; Metazoa; Chordata; Aves; Sphenisciformes; Spheniscidae. Bases 1 to 1362 code for a protein of 453 amino acids. Gene Ontology annotation, cellular component: membrane.
AUGGAGCCAGCUCCUCUCCUCCUCCUCAGCUUGCUGUGGGGCUGCAGUGGGCGACCGGCCGACAAGCUGGCGGUGGUGCCGCGGGAGCCGGUGGUGCGGUAUGGGGGCUCGGCACAGCUGAACUGCUCCCUGGCCUGCACGGGGGGUACGGUGCAGUGGAAGGGGCUGGACACCAACCUGGGGAGCAUCACCUCCUUCCCCACCCACAGCAUCCUGCAUGUCAGCAGCGCCGUGGUGGCCACAGGGGGCACCAAGAUCUGCCAGGGGACCUGCCAUGGGCAGCGCUACCAGCACGCUGUCGACUUGAAGGUCUACGCCUUCCCGGAGACGCUGCAGCUGGAGGUGGACCCCCCCACCCUGGAGCCGGAGCAGCCUGCCAGCCUGCGCUGCUUGGCCCAGCAGGUGUACCCGCUCAUGGGGCUGGUGCUCACCUGGUACCGGGGGGACCAAGCGCUGAAGGAGGCAGACUUCGAUGUCAUGGAGACCGACGAGGAGCUGUUUGACAUCGUGUCCACGCUGCUGGUGGCCGGGAAGGAGGUGGGAGAAGGGAUGGAAUUCAGGUGCCAGGUGACGCUGAGCAUCGGGCAGGAGACCUUCACCCGGGUGGCAUCUGUGAUCGUGAGCACUGGGGCUGUGACGGAGCAGCCUGUGGCCAUGGCCACCUCCACAGGGAGCCCCCGGACAGCGGCAGCUACGACGGGGAGCCCCAGCACAGCCGGGCCCGUGACCACUACGGCACUGCCCCCAGAGCCGAGUGUCCCCACACAUGAUCCCACCACAGCCCUGACCACCACACUGCAGGAGCCCGAUGCUGAGACCAUCCUGGAGCCAGCUGCUGCCACCAAACCCCCCUCCACAGAGCGCCCUGCUCCCCGUGACCUCGUUGCAGGCAGUCCCACGGGACGUCUGGCCACCACCAUGCUUCCUGGCUCCAGCACCGGGACAGGACCAUCCGUGGGGACAGCGCCCGCCUGCAGCCUGCAGAUCUGGUCGCUGCCUCCCAACGGGACGCGGGGCAGGGCCCUGCGCAUCGAGUGCCGCGCACAGUGCGCUGGGAACGCCACGGUCCGCUGGCUGCAGACCCCGGUGGCCCUCUCGCAGUACCGGGAGGAGGCGGUGGGCAGCAGCUCCACGCUGUGGCUGGACCGCACUGAGCCCCGGCACCAGGGCCACUACCAGUGUGUCCUGCUCGGCCACCGCUCCCAGGUGGUCAGUCUGCAGCUGACAGUCUUGGAUGAGUCGUUCAGCGCGGGCCCCGCCAUCGCUGCGGGGACAACGGUCUCGCUGUUGGCACUGAUCGUGACUGGCGUCAUGUCUCGUCGCCUGUGGAAACGAUUCAGAUCUCAGUACGAGCUGCCCUAG